GGGCUGAUCGGCAGUGGUGCUGAGCACAUCACACAUGAAGGGCCCUUUAAAGACCUGGAUUGAUCGAAAGGACACGAAUUAAAGGCAAUCCGAUCCGGCCUCAUGCCAGAUCCCUGUGGAUUUCCUCCCUACCCCAUUUCCAUCCAUGGUCACAAUUUGAGAGUCUGCCUGAUUUGAUCGGGUUCACCUCUGAGGAGAGGUGUAAUGCCAAGGUCAGGAGGGCGCCGAGUGAUGGGCGACUUUUUGAUCUGCUCGUCAGCAGUCUGAGAAACGCUGGCUCUGAGUUUUCUGUAUCGGCCUUUUGGGAAAAAACAAGUUCCUCACUCUUUGCAACCUGGCAGCGCCCGAGUCCCUGGGACAUCCGGCCUCCGUCACCCGGUAGAUGUGGCCUUUCCAUGCUGAGGCCCAGAGUCCCGCCUGACCCAGCCGCCGCCUGCCCAGGGCCCCGCGAGGCCGUGCCCCUGUGGACUGCACAGCCAUGCUGCACCUGCUGGCGCUUUUCCUGCACUGCCUCCCACUGGCCUCCGGAGACUACGACAUCUGCAAAUCCUGGGUGACCUCAGAUGAGGGCCCCACCUGGGAGUUCUACGCCUGCCAGCCCAAGGUGAUGCGCCUGAAGGACUAUGUCAGGGUGAAGGUGGAGCCCUCGGGCAUCACGUGCGGAGACCCGCCGGAGAGAUUCUGCUCCCACGAGAACCCCUACCUGUGCAGCAACGAAUGCGACGCCUCCAACCCGGACCUGGCGCACCCGCCGCGGCUCAUGUUCGACAAGGAGGACGAGGGGCUGGCCACGUACUGGCAGAGCGUCACGUGGAGCCGCUACCCGAGCCCGCUGGAAGCCAACAUCACGCUCUCGUGGAACAAGAGCGUGGAGCUGACGGACGACGUGGUGGUGACCUUCGAGUACGGCCGGCCCACCGUCAUGGUCCUGGAGAAGUCGCUGGACAACGGGCGCACGUGGCAGCCGUACCAGUUCUACGCGGAGGACUGCAUGGAGGCCUUCGGCAUGGCCGCGCGCCGCGCGCGCGACCUGCCGGCCUCGGGCGCCCACCGCGUGCUGUGCACCGAGGAGUACUCGCGCUGGGCCGGCUCCCAGAAGGAGAAGCACGUGCGCUUCGAGGUGCGGGACCGCUUCGCCAUCUUCGCCGGCCCCGACCUGCGCAACACGGCCAACCUGUACACGCGGCUGGAGAGCGCCAAGGGCCUCAAGGAGUUUUUCACCCUCACCGACCUGCGCAUGCGGCUGCUGCGCCCCGCGCUGGGCGGCACCUACGUGCAGCGGGAGAACCUCUACAAGUACUUCUACGCCAUCUCCAACAUCGAGGUCAUCGGCAGGUGCAAGUGCAACCUGCACGCCAACCUGUGCUCUGUGCGCGAGGGCAGCCUGCAGUGCGAGUGUGAGCACAACACCACGGGCCCCGACUGCGGCAAGUGCAAGAGGAACUUCCGCGCCCGGUCCUGGCGGGCGGGCUCCUACCUGCCGCUGCCUGUCCCCGAGGGCCUCCUGGGCAUUAAGGGCAUCUUUGCUCCCACCCUUUCUCAGGACACCUGGAGGAGAUGCUGUGGCACGGGCUUCGUCCUUCUGGGCCUGAGCCGAUCCUUCCCUGGUGCCGCCGCAGGCUCCGCUGUUGGCAGCGUCAGCAGGUCCCGGAAAGACCCCGUCCCCAAAGCCUCUGUGGCCACUGUGGCCCCGAGGGGGGACCCCACCACUCCUGCCCCCUCCACACCCACUGCUCGGGCCCCUGUGGCCCCCAGCACUCUACAGCCCACAGAGUGGAUCAGGCCGUCUACAGCUGCCCCCCUUGGGGAGGGCCCCCCCUCGCCCCAGGUGUCCUCCAAUGCAGAAGCUGCGGGCACCUCCGCCACUGCCCCCACCCCCACCAAGGCCUCCAAAGCUUUCCAGCUCAGGCCCAAAUCUCCUCAAGUGAUGCCUAUUGAAGAAUUCCAAGACUGCGAAUGCUACGGCCACUCCAACCGCUGCAGCUACAUCGACUUCCUCAACGUGGUGACCUGCGUUAGCUGCAAGCACAACACGCGGGGCCAGCACUGCCAGCACUGCCGCCUGGGCUUCUACCGCAAUGGCUCCGCCGAGCUGGACGACGAGAACGUGUGCAUCGAGUGUAACUGCAACCAGAUCGGCUCCGUGCACGAUCGGUGCAACGAGACCGGCUUCUGCGAGUGCCGCGAGGGCGCGGCGGGGCCCAAGUGCGACGACUGCCUCCCGACGCACUACUGGCGCCAGGGCUGCUACCCCAACGUGUGCGACGACGACCAGCUGCUGUGCCAGAACGGGGGCAGCUGCGUGCAGAACCAGCGCUGCGCCUGCCCACGCGGCUACACGGGCGUGCGCUGCGAGCAGCCCCGCUGCGACCCGGCCGACGGCGACGGUGGCCUGGACUGCGACCGCGCUGCUGGGGCUGAGCCGCGCCCCGCCACCCUGCUCGGCUGCCUGCUGCUGCUGGGGCUGGCCGCCCGCCUUGGCUGCUGA
Pteropus alecto (black flying fox) is the source of this 2488-nucleotide messenger RNA. RefSeq names its product netrin G2 (gene NTNG2). NCBI's taxonomy places the organism in Eukaryota, Metazoa, Chordata, Mammalia, Chiroptera, Pteropodidae. The coding region runs from base 479 to 2488 and encodes 669 amino acids. The transcript has 11 exons. The record is from RefSeq and is a predicted model, not a curated record.